Antechinus flavipes (yellow-footed antechinus) is the source of this 6062-nucleotide messenger RNA. It is a transcript of the gene SPEF2, whose product is annotated as sperm flagellar 2. Bases 52 to 5463 code for a protein of 1803 amino acids. The transcript has 38 exons. Gene Ontology annotation, molecular function: calcium ion binding; protein binding. The record is from RefSeq and is a predicted model, not a curated record. Gene Ontology annotation, biological process: sperm axoneme assembly. Gene Ontology annotation, cellular component: sperm midpiece; manchette. NCBI's taxonomy places the organism in Eukaryota, Metazoa, Chordata, Mammalia, Dasyuromorphia, Dasyuridae.
GUAUCUCUCCCGCCUGCAGGUGCUUACUACACAAGGGGAGCGGGCGAAGCCAUGUCGGACAUUGUAUGCAGGUGGUUAAACCAGGAGGUGAAGCUUUCCCGGACCGUGAGUCCAAAGGCACUUGAAAAAGAUUUUUCUAAUGGCUUCUUACUUGGAGAACUUCUGCACAAAUAUGAACUUCAGGAUGACUUUGCUCAAUUUUUAGAAGGCAGGGUUUCCAAUGUCAAGCUUAAUAACUUUUCUCGCUUAGAACCAACAUUCCAACUCCUGGGAGUUCAGUUUGAUCAAAAUGUGGCCCAAAAUAUUAUGACAGAAAAGCAUGGCUCUGUAACCAAACUUCUUUACCAAUUAUACAUCGCACUCCAAAAAAAGAAAAAAAGUGGACUGACUGGAGUUGCAAUGCAAACAAUGAGACCUUUAGCACCUGCAAAACUACAAAGUAUGAAGAGUGAAAUUUAUAGAGAGAGACUUAAGAACCUGGUGCCUCGACAAACUGAUUUGAAUCUAAAACGGGUUUCAGAAAAGUUUCAAGCAAAGUUUAAACAGAUGGAAGAAAAAAUUAAUCGUAUACAUUUUGAAAAUGCCCAAAAAAUUCUUUCGUUAAAGGAAGAACAAAGAAUACAAGAUCUUGAAAAGCACCGCUUAGGCAGAAGACGGCAACAUGAAAUGAUGGCUAGAAUUCAAGCAGCCAUUUUACAGAUUCCCAAAGUCUUGCCAAACCGUACUUUGAAAACUAUUGAAAGAAAUAAAAUGAUGUUGAAGAAAAAAGAGGAAGAGGAUGUGCUUAAUGAAAUUAAGAAGUUUGAAGUGUUAAUAAAAAAGGAGAUUGAAGCCAAAGACAGUGGAUUAAAAGUUCCUAGCGAAUCCCAGACAGCUGCUGACUUGUUAAACACUUAUUCAGAUGAAGAGUACAUGAAGAAAAUUCAAAAACGCCUAGAAGAAGAUACCUUAGCCCGGGAACAAAGAGAGAAAAGAAGAAGGAAAUUGUUAAUGGAUCAGCUAAUAGCCCAUGAAGCACAAGAGGAGGCUUACAGAGAAGAACAACUCAUUAACCGUCUAAUGAGACAAUCUCAGCAGGAGCGUCGGAUUGCUGUGCAGCUCAUGCAUGUUCGACAUGAAAAGGAAGUUUUAUGGCAAAACAGAAUUUUCAGAGAAAAACAAUAUGAAGAAAGAAGGCUGAAAGAUUUUCAAGAUGCUCUUGAUCGAGAAGCAGCCCUUGCAAAACAAGCCAAGCUUGAAUAUGAAGAACAAGCCCAAAAAGAAAUAGAAAUUCAUGAAAGAAUAGCAGCAGAAAGAGCUCAAGCUCGUUAUAAGAAGCAUUAUUCAAUGUGCACAGAAAUUUUGGAUGAUAUCAUUGAUCUCUCAACUAAAGUAGCAGAAUAUCGAAACUUGACUCAUAAUCUUAUCCCAAUUAAAAUUAUGCGUGAUUGGAAGGAGCUGUUUUUUAGUGGAAAACCAAUUUAUGAGCAAGCCUCCAUUGACCCCAUGCCUACUCGCUUCACUCCAGAACAAUUAGUAGAACUAUCCAAGAGGACUUUACUAGAUGACAAUGAUUAUGAGGAGUACAAGACGUUGACUGGAGAAUGGGCCAUCCCAGAAGAAAUGGCUGAUGCUGUUCCACCUUCCAAUAACAAUAUAUUGGGUCAUGUGCUUCGUGUAGUUCAUGAAAAAGUUAACCCUCCAAAACCAGUAACUUAUGAGCCUCAGAUUCCUUCCUUUUCAACUAAAGGAUGUAUGUUGGGAAAGACAUGUAGUGGGAAAACCAGCUGUCUGAAGAUUUUAGAAGAAGCUUUCCACAUCGAGAUACUUUCUAUUGAUACUCUGGUUCAAGAAGCUAUUCAAGCUUUUCUUUUAAAUGAAACAAUAACUGAAAAUACAGAGGAAACUAAAGAAGUUGAAAAAGAAACUUUGUCAAAUGAAAUUUCAGAUGAACCACAAGAGUCAACUUCAGAAGCAAUGUUACUGUCCAAAAGGGAUUCUGAGAUAGAAGAUGAGGAUCUUCUUAAAAUACCGCCAGUUCUGGAAGUGAAACAAACCAAUGUGACAAGACUUAGUAACCGUGCUCAGCUUGGCGAAAAAUGUGAAAAAUUGCUGAAGAAAGGAAAAAGUAUCCCUGAUGUACUGCUAAUUCAAAUCAUGGUGAAUGCCAUUAAUCAAGUACCUGUAGAAAAAGGAUGGAUCUUGGAUGGUUUUCCAAUGACAUUAAAUCAAGCAAAACUUCUUGAGGAAGCCCUUACGGGGUGCAACCCAGAUCAGCAAGAACAAGAGGGAAAGAAUUACAAAUCUACAUUGGCAUCUGAUCCAACAGCUCCCAAAGAUCCCUCUUCUCCCCCACCUGCACUUGACUUUGCUAUGUUGCUGGAUAUAACUGAUACAAUGGUGCUGAAACGUGUGGUGGGAGAGAAAAGAACUUCCUUUGAAACAUCCCAUGGAUUGGGCAUGAGAAGUCCAGAAUCAUAUCUUGAAGAUCAAGAAAAGACUGAGCUAUUGAGGGAUCAGAUACAGCACAGAAUUCUGGGUUUCUUGGACAACUGGCCAGAAUUGGAGAAAUGGUUUUCAGAAAAACAAGACAUUUUAAUCAAAAUCAAUGCAGAAGUGGAAAAAAGGGCCUUAGCCACAAAAGUACAAGAGUAUUUUAUUGCUGAAUUGAGGGAAAAAGAAGCUAAAGCUAAAAAGAAAUUAGAAGAAGAAGAAGCUGAGAGGAAAAAAAAAGAAGAAGCCCUUUUGUCUGAACCUCCACCUCCACCUGCCCCUGAACCAGAGAAAGGAAUGGAGACUGAAAAGGAGAUAAAAGGGAAAGUUGGAAAAGGGAAAAUUGCAGAAGCGGUUAAAAGAGAGUCUCCUCCUAAAGAAGGAAAAGGAAAGAAAGGUGAAACUUCUCCCAAAGAAAAAGAAGCUGGUAAAAGAGAGUCUCCUCCUAAAGAAGGAAAAGGAAAGAAAGAUGAUACUUCUCCCAAAGGCAAAGUUUCACCUAAAGGAAAAGGAGCAGAUAAGAAAGGUCUGGGAAAGAAAUCACCUGUUGAAGAAGUAAGCCCACCUCCUCCACCUCCAGGACCACCACCAGUCAAACCAGGAUCAGAAGAAUGGGUCUAUGUGGAUGAGCCACUUCCUCCGGAAAUACCUCGAUAUUUAGUGCCUUUUUGGGAAACAAUAGAAAAUUCAUACAUAAACACAAUUAAAGCAAUACUGAGACAGAUAAGAGAUGAGAGACACAACGUGCUUUAUUAUCUACAUGACGCCAGACUAAAUUAUCAGGAAUUCCUACAACGGCCAGACCACAAGCAAGAGUUUGUAUCUCAAUGGCAGGAUGAUUAUAACAAUCUCCCUGAAGAUUUGUGGGAUGAUGAAGAAACAAAAGCUGAACUACACCAAAGAGUCAAUGAUUUAAGAGAUCGCUUGUGGGAUAUAUGUGAUACUCGAAAAGAAGAGGCAGAACAAGAACGAGCUGCUAUCAUUGAUGAAUCCUGGUUACAAGAUCAUCUUGGAAUACUCAUGAAUCAUUUCUUUUCUUUGAUGCAGGUGGAAGUUUCACGUUUCCAAGACACAAAGAGACUUCUUCAAGAUUAUUAUAGGGGAAUAGAAGGCAAAAUUCCCAUUGAACUUGCUAAAAGUGGAGGCACUCGAGUUCCCCUGAUAAAUCUCGAAGAUGAAGAGGUACCUGAAAUCUAUGCCAAAAUCCCUGUAGUUCCCAGGAAAUUUCCCUCUCUUGAAGGACUAAUAAGCAAGACCAAAAGUAGAGGGUCCCUGAAAAGAGGCACGGCUGAUUACUGUAUAGAAGUUGUUGAACUCAAAUUUGAAGUAGAUGAAAAGACUGUCAUGAAUGUGUGGCAGAAUGCAAAUACAGCAAUAAACAGCAUGGUAGCUAAUGAAAUAAAUUUGAAAAAAGAUGAUGAAAGUGAAAGCAAGCUAGAAGAACCUAAAGAAAAAUCUCCUCAACAAGGAAAAGGUGUCAAAACUGUGAAGAAAAAGGAAGAGAAGAAGAAGAAAGCUCCAUCACCGGAAAUCCCUCCUGUGGUUCUUACACCAGAGGAACAAGAGGUUCUAGAAAAGCAGAAAGAAUUGAAAAUGAAAAUAAGAGAUGAACAUCUUACAGCCCUUCAGUGUGAAGCACAAGCAACACAGUUCCGACUUGAGCUAAUCAAGAACAAGACCCUAUCUUAUAUGGAAGAACUUCUAAAAAGAGCAAUAGAUGUUUACAAACUGAUGGACAAGUGGCUUGGAGCCCGAUACUUGGCAGAAAUGGCAAGUGUGGAAAAGUUAACUGAAGUGGCUCACUACCACAUUGAAACUUCAACUAAGAUUCAGUAUGAACUUAUUUUAAAUGGUGAAGACUUCUACAUCAAUGGCGAUGUGAAAGUCUUUCCCGAUCCUCUUCCUCCUGUCCGACCUCCAGCUGUGGAGAAAGAAGUAAAUACUUGUCUCACUAUCAAACAGCUCAACACCCUUCGACAAGAAUUCAUGGAAAUGGCACCGAAAGGUUAUUUGGGAAAUAAACAUUUUACUGAUAUUUUGUAUGACUUGGUGACUUUGAACCUUGGAACAAACCACCUUCCUGAAGCUUGGCUACACCUUACUGUACCUGAAUUACAAGAGAUAACAACUUUAUUAACAGUGAAUUCAGAAUUUGUUGACUGGCGCAAAUUUUUAUUAGUCGUUUCACAACCUUGGCCACUCCCAUCUGAGGAAGAACUUCUUCAGACACUGAAAAGAUUUAAAGAAAUUGAUAAAGAUGGAAUGGGCUCGGUUACCCAGGAGCAGUAUAAACAGGUUGGCUUGUGGUUUACAGGUGAUAAAGAUGUCAAAAUUCCAGAAGACCCACUUGAACCUUUACCAUAUAAUAGACCAGAGCAUCUUAUAGAGUUUUUUUUUGACUUGUUUGCUGACUUCAAGAAAGACCCACCAGAAGUGGACUAUUUUCAGAUGCUUCUUUACUUUGCAUGUCAUCCAAAUGCUGUGGAAGGAAUCUACAGAGCCCUAAGUCUGGCUAUCGGAACCCACGUCUUUCGAAAAGUUGAAACCCGAGGUGUGGAUGUAGAACAUGUGACGAUUCGCUCUGACAUCGAUACAGUAACAAUUGAAGGACUUCCUGAAGUAGAAGAAACAAAAAGAGGAAAAGAGAAAAUAAUAGUUCCAGAAUUUCUGAAUAAGGAAACCAUUUCCAUUCCAACACUACUUAAGGUGUUCCAAAGCAUAAAAGAUGCACAAGAUAACCAUCGGUUUUUUUAUGAUGAAAAGAUGGAAAACACUUUUUUUGAGAUUUUCAAAAAAGUAUAUCAGGUCAUAGGUAGCAAUAACAUGGAGCCAGUUGAAGUUGCUUCUCUUCUCAAGCACCCUUUCAUUCAAGAUUUACUUUUAACUUAUAAGGAAUACAAACUUCCAAAUAUUAAAGGAAUUCUCCAACGGGUUGACCAACUGCAAGUCGUCAGUGAAGGGGACCAAAAAGUAAUUGAAGAAAAGAAAUAAAACAAGAAUAGCUUGAUUGUGUCAAGAGAGACAAUGAUCCUUCUGGAGAGCCCAAGUAGACACAUUUACUGUUGUACAUGUGGUUAUUUUCAUUACAGAAGCAACCACUAAUCAAGCUUUGUGAAGAACUGAAGACAAGGUCUUCUUUGGAUAUCAAGUCUUUUGGAAAUUCACCUUGAAGUGUGAUAGCAAAAUUACAAAUGAAAAGGAAAUACUUAAAUAGAAUGAGAAUUAAGUCGAACUACAUGUUGCAGGAACAAAGUACAGUGAUUAAAUCUGAAAGUGCCCUAAAAGACAAUGUCACCAUUAGGAGAAUUUAGUUCAGAAUUUCCCAGGAAUUUACAAGAUCCAUGCGGUAUCUGCAGUGCACUCGAAUUCAAUUCAUAAUCAAGACAAUUAUUUCCCUAUAUAUUUCCAAGAGAAACACUGCACAAUGAAAAUGUUAAUUAUAGACAUCCCCAAGCCAUUCUUUCAUAACUGAUCAUCUUUAGUCUUUAUCUGUAACAUGGGUGUUCAUGUACAUCUUUAAAUAAAAUAAUGAAUUAAAUUGCAUUAUUUGUCUCAAGGAAGAAUUAAAAAUAAAGUAAAAAUAAAAACAA